Molecule: messenger RNA, 3461 nt
Organism: Chinchilla lanigera (long-tailed chinchilla)
Lineage: Eukaryota; Metazoa; Chordata; Mammalia; Rodentia; Chinchillidae
Gene: Znf496
Product: zinc finger protein 496
Exons: 8
Coding region: 759-2288 (509 amino acids)
Biological process (GO): regulation of DNA-templated transcription
Source: RefSeq, a predicted model, not a curated record
GGCCCGCGGCCCCUGCACUGCUGACUGCCUGCGCGGACUGCUGCGGCCGCGGCCCUGCUGCUGCCCCGUGGGUGCGGCUGGGUGUGUGCCCAACCGCUCGGACGCCUGUGCUGGCCAGGGGCCCCCGAGUGUCCUUCUUCUGACAGGGCGGGACUUCGAAGUGUGGAUGCUGGAGACCAGGUUGAAGGGCAAGGUUAUUUGUACGCAUAUGAUAGGAGUGCUGGUGCUCCCUGUCAUCCCAGCACUCUGGGAGGCUGAGGCAGGACGAUUGCAAGUUUGAGCACAACCUGGGCAACUUGGUGGCCUAGCGAGAUCUUCUCUUGAAAAUGAAUGUUAGGUCUAGGUUUGUAGCUCACCGUGAAGAUCCUGGGUUCAGUCCCACUGCGGCAGGGAGCGAGGGUAUGAUCAGGACUCUUCUCAGCGGUAGAGCCGCGCAGGGCGGGAGGCUUCUCUGGAAGCACUGGCGUUUCCGACAGGUGUGGCUGGUUUCUGCGGGUGACCUGGGUGCAGCUGUCUUGGGGACAGUGCCAGCCCCUCCUGCACCACCCGCAGAGUCCGUCCCUGGGGAGCCUUGCGGCCUUCCACGCGCUUGUCCUUGCCCUUCCAGCUAACUUUAUCAAGAGUGCAGAGCCAGAGCAGGGACCUCGGCUCGGAAGCCACAGGACCGUGGCCUGCUCGGCACAUCUGCCCCGCGCGGGUCUCCCGAGGCCCUGGCCCCAAGGGUCGUCUCCUGCCGCUGACCCCCAUCAAACCCCAUCAUGCCCACAGCCCUGUGCCCCCGCGUGCUGGCCCCCCAGGAGAGCGAGGAGCCCCGGAAGAUGAGGAGCCCCCCUGGAGAGAAGGCCGGCCUGCCGGGAGAGCCCCCCAGCCCCGAGUCCUCGCGCCGCCUGUUCCGCCGCUUCCGCUACCAGGAGGCGGCCGGGCCCCGAGAAGCGCUGCGCCGGCUGUGGGACCUGUGCCGCGGGUGGCUGCGGCUGGAGCGCCAUACCAAGGAGCAGAUCCUGGAGCUGCUGGUGCUGGAGCAGUUCCUGGCCAUCCUGCCGCGCGAGGUGCAGGCCUGGGUGCGCGCCCAGGAGCCCGAGAGUGGCGAGCAGGCUGUGGCCGCCGUCGAGGCGCUGGAGCGGGAGCCUGGGAGGCCGUGGCAGUGGCGCAAGCACUGUGAGGACCCCGUGGUGAUUGAUGACGGGGAAGGCCCUCCUGACCUGGGCCAGGAGCAGGACCGCCUGCCCGCGGAUGUCCUCAGCGACCCUGCGAAGAGCCAGGACGCCCAGCCUGUGGCCCUGGCCCCCGGCCUGGGCCUCCUCAGCCGAUCUCCCAGCCAGCUCUGCGAGGGCCCAGCGCCACAGGACGCCUGCCUUCUGCAGGAGGACGGUGCAGGGGACACACAGCAGGUGGCUGCCUUCCCACUGCCUGCGACCCGUGCGUCCCCGUUUAAGGACAUGAUCUUGUGCUUCUCUGAAGAGGACUGGUCCCUCCUCGACCCCGCGCAGACCGGCUUCUACGGGGAGUUCAUCAUCGGCGAGGACUGCGGGGUCUCCGUGCCCCCGGACGACCCCGAGGCUCAGCCAGACCUCUCGCCGGGGGAGGACGGCGAGCCCCGGGUCCCGGAGCUGCCGGAGCUGCCGGAGCUGCAGGGCAGGGAGGCGUCUCAGGCUCCCUCUGUGGACUUGCCCGGUCUGCAGCCGUUCCCCGCGGAGGAGAGGAGGCGGUGGGAGGAGCUGCAGGUGCCCGAGUUCCAGGCCAGCCCGGUGCCCGCCCUCACUCAGAGCGCCUGCCCAGCUGCGCCCAACCCCGCACCCCUGGAGGACGGCUUGGAGGAGGAGGUGACCAUCGAGAUCGUGCUGUCGGGUUCGGGCGACGAGGAGGAGCGCGGCACGGGCGCGCGUGGGGCCCAGGCUAAGGCGUACGUGUGCCCGCGCUGCGGCAAGGCCUUCCGUUGGCGGGUCAACUUUGUGCGUCACCUGCGCAGCGGCGACGGCGAAGGCGCGGCCGGGCACCGCGGGACGCACGAAGCUCCCAGGCCGCACCGUUGUGGGGCCUGCGGGCGCAGCUUCCGGCUGGCGGCACACCUGCUAGCGCACCGCCGCGCGCACCUGCGGCCAGGGGACAGGGACGCCAAGGACCCGGGGGAUGGGGACAGGCCCGGCGCGCGCCGCCGCGACCUCCCGCAGGACCGCGCGCUGCGCUGCCGCUACUGCGCCAAGAGCUUCGGGCAGAACUGCGGGCUCCUUCGCCACGAGCGCCUGCACAUGAAGCGCCGCUCCAAGCAGGCGCUCAACUCCUACUGAGUGGCCGGCCCCGCCCACAGUCUGCCAGCGCUUCGGCGCGGGAAGCAGCGGCAGUGGUCGUGCCCCUCACGGACCCUCCCAGGGCGCCCCAGGCCCUGCAAGGGGAUGGCGGCCUCCGUGGCAUGGGGUUACCAGCUGGCCCACUGCCGGACCCGGAGGGCCGUGGCAGGACAGGGCCUUCGUGUCCCGUACCCGGGCAGCCCAAGGGCUGUGGCUACCAGCGGGCCAGCGCCAUGGCUGCUCCUAAGUGCGAUAAAAGAUAGCUCAGUUGUGGUUUUGGGGUUUUUUUUGGGUCUUGGUUUGUUUUUGUUUUUUGCAUCACUGGGAAUUGAGCCAGGGUCUUCCCACUGUGCUACAUCCACCACACACACCUGCGCGUUUCUGGUUUUCUGUUUUAACUUUGAAACGGGGAUCUAAGUUGUCCAGGCUGGGCUCAAGCUUGAGAUCCUCCUACCUCAGCCUCGCAGGGUGGUGGGAUGACGGCCAUGCACCACCACACCCAGCUGGAGUUCCCAUUUUAAGCUCUUGCACGCUGGCCUGCUCUUUCCAUUGCAGUGAGGAGGUUACAUGUAGGUGGGGCAGCAGCCGAGGUCAUCUGAGGGACACUGAAGGUCCCCGGACUCUAGGAACUCAGAGCUUGGCUGGGAGGGUCUCUGGGUCCCGUGAGCUCUUCUCUGUCAGAAUCCCAUGCCAGCAUGUGUUCCCUAAGGCUGGCGCAGCUGCCAGCAGAGUCCUCUCCAUUCCUGGCAGGCGUGAGGGAGCCGUGGGUGCACAUCCUCGGCCUGUGGGCAUGCGUAUCUGCAUGUGGGAACACAGGCCUCCUCCUCUGCCCUGCUGUCCGUAUAGCUGUCCCCGGCUCCCUUGCAUAAAGGACACCAGCCCUGGGCUUCACGCCAUCCCGUCUGUGUGCCUGUGACUGCCGGGAUCUGCGGUGACUGUCCAAAACAAGUCUCCACGGUGUCCUGGGGACACAGCACCGCUGCCUGCACCCGCAGCCUGGGCAGUGACACUUGGAACCAGUCCUGGGACACUGGCCGUGGGGCUUCGGAGCUGCAGACGGCCUGGGAGGCUGCUCCUCAGCAUCACAUGCCUGGUAGACAGCAAGCCUGCAUCAGGUGCUCCUGGUCACCCACGUGGUUUUCACAUCCAAUAAAAGCUAUCUUUUGUUUUGCA